AUGAAAAAUAGCGACAAUGGUAAUGAUCAACCUGUAUCAACUAAAAACGACAUUGAUGUUUCAAACACGUACGCUAAAGAUUUGGAUUGUCCACAGGAAUAUGCAAAACAACUCCAGCAUAUCUUACCACGAUCUUUAUUGCCAUUAGGGAAUGAUGAUUUGAUUCGAAAUUUACCACCGUCGUUACGUGCUAUUAAUUUGAUGUGUUACUUUGGAGGCGAUGGAACAGGAACACCACUUCAUCAAGACAUCUCUGGUGCGAUUGGACACAAUAUUAUGUUAUUUGGUGAAGAGUCAGCAUAUGCUCAAUGGUUAGUGACUAGUAAGGAUGAUACGAAUCAUCUACGACAGGCAUGUCGGUCUGCAUGGAAAGGUCGAGAAAAGUGUUCUUUUGUGGAAAGUGAACAAACAUGUAUAUCCCUGGAUGUGUUGGCAAAACGCAAUGUUAAGACCCAUGUUAUUCUUCAACAACCUGGUGAUCUUGUGAUUAUACCAAGUUUAUGUUUUCACCAAGUGACAAAUAUCGGUCUCUCCUUCAAAGUGGCCUGGAAUCGGAUUACACCUCACUCUUUACUGAACAGUUUCAAGAUUCAAUUACCUUUAUACCGAUUUAUUGGUCGACCUGAGUUAUAUAGAUGUAAAGCUACUAUCUACUUUGCUCUAAAGCAGAUCGCCGUCGAUAUACCAAAACUAUCAUCAACAAUGCAGCAACAACAAUCAUUCCUUGAAAAAUGUCGCAUCUUACUUCAUCUAUUCGCGAAUGAUGUAAUACUGCCUGAACUGAUCGAGCCUUUUCCUUUUGACGACGAUGCAGAGGAUGCCAUUCUUCAAGACAAACAACUGAAAGCAAGAGAUAUUGGAUUCAACAGGACAUGCGACUUUUGUUGUGGUGACAUCUUUCAUCGUUAUUAUUCUUGUACAGAUUGUCAGCUAGAUUUAUGUCUAUCGUGUUAUGUAUCAGGACGUUCAUGUGCUCAUCCCAAUGCAUUUCGAAUGCAUGAACCUUAUUCUCAUGGCAUUGACAACACUGAUCCAUUCCAUUUGCGAAACGGUAGUAUGAUGCAAUAUAUUCAGCUUUAUUAUGAUAUCUUGGACAAGUUACAUAUGGCUUUUGGAUCCUGUUCUAUUAUACCUGAAUAUUCAUCAUUGUAA
Molecule: messenger RNA, 1152 nt
Organism: Halteromyces radiatus
Lineage: Eukaryota; Fungi; Mucoromycota; Mucoromycetes; Mucorales; Cunninghamellaceae
Exons: 2
Coding region: 1-1152 (383 amino acids)
Source: RefSeq, a predicted model, not a curated record